Molecule: messenger RNA, 6894 nt
Organism: Mugil cephalus (flathead mullet)
Lineage: Eukaryota; Metazoa; Chordata; Actinopteri; Mugiliformes; Mugilidae
Gene: gal3st3
Product: galactose-3-O-sulfotransferase 3
Exons: 3
Coding region: 347-1741 (464 amino acids)
Biological process (GO): glycolipid biosynthetic process
Cellular component (GO): membrane
Molecular function (GO): galactosylceramide sulfotransferase activity
Source: RefSeq, a predicted model, not a curated record
AGGAGCCUCCUCCGCUGACAGACAAGCAGAUCUGCGCCGACACCUGAACAAUCACCAAGCCCCACCGACAGCAAACAAAUGAAGGAGAGGCGGAGGGACGGGAGGGUCUUCUAAUAAAUUAAGAAGAAGAAGAAGAAGAAGAAGAAGAAGAAGAAGCAGGAGGAGGAGGAGGAGGAGGAGAAGAAGAGCUAACUGGACUGGAGAGGAGGGAGAAGCGGGAGCAGGCAGCCGGGGCACGCAAGCCCGUCCACAGUGGGGAGAAAUCACCGCCACCGCCGCCGCCGUCACAUCCCAUCACAGCACAGCUCAGCUCCGAGAUGACAAAGUCCCAGUGAAGCAGAGAGAGAUGUCGCAGAAGAAGAUAUUCCUGGUCUUCCUCGCCAUCAGCACUGUCAGUCUUCUACUGCACCAUGGGGGCCACUUAAGCUGGACCAUUGAGGCCCUCCACCUUGGUUGUCCCGCCCUCUCCUCUCACCCUUCCCCGGGCCUGAAACCCAAGCACACCAAUGUGGUCUUCCUCAAGACUCACAAAACGGCCAGCACCACCAUGCAGAACCUGCUGUUCCGCUUCGCGGAGCGCAACAACCUGACGGUGGCGCUGCCCGUGCAGGCCUGCAGUCACCAGUUCUGCUACCCGCGUUCCUUCACCUCCCAUUUCGUCCAUCCCCACACACUGCCGCCGAACAUCGUCACCAACCACAUGCGCUUCAAUAAGCCCGAGCUGCAACACCUGAUGCCAAACGACACGAUAUAUUUCACAAUUCUGAGAGAGCCGGGCUCCAUGUUUGAGUCUUUGUUCACUUACUACAACCAGUACUGCCAGACCUUCAAGAAAGUCCCUAAUGGCUCCCUGGAAGCUUUCCUAGAGGAACCCAUGCGCUACUACAAGACUGAUGAUAAGUAUUCCAUGUAUGCACGCAACACCUUAACCUUCGACCUGGGCGGAGACAAUAAUCGUCCGGCGGCAGAUGCGUCGUAUGCGCGAGCCUUUGUGGCAGAGGUGGAGCGAGUGUUCUCUCUGGUGAUGAUCGCCGAGUACUUUGACGAAUCGCUGGUUCUCCUUCGCCACCUCCUCUCCUGGGACCUGGAUGACAUACUGUACGUUAAGCUCAACAUGCGGACACAGAAUUCCAAGCGGAGCCUGACUCCCAAUCUUCGCUCAAAGAUCCGCAACUGGAAUUCUUUAGAUGCGCGACUGUACGACCACUUCAAUGCCUCGCUGUGGCGCCAACUGUCAGCUCUCGGCCACGCUUGCGUGGCAAGGGAGGUGCGGCUCCUUCGGCAGGCUCAGGAGAGGUUAAUGAGGAGCUGCUUCGGAGGCGGGAUGCCACUCCUCCGUUCGGCCGCCCAGAUCAAAAACAAGGACCUGCGCCCCUGGCAGCCUAGCGGAAAAGUCGACAUAGUGGGUUACGACCUGCCGAUGAACGUCAGCCAUGGGUUCUCGAGCCAGGCUCAGGAGCUCUGCCUCAAACUCAUCAUGCCGGAGGUUCAGUACACACGGGUGCUCCUGCGCUCCCAGUCACUGCGCUACCGUCGAAGCCAUCAGCAGCAGCUGCACACCCCCCAGCAGCCCGUACGCACAGUCUUGCCUCGGCAUCCUCAAGUCCACCGCAGCCAGCCGCCCCCUGCGGCUCCAGGCUCUGCCUCAGGCACAGGGUCCACCUCCACCUUAAAGCCUGCGGUAGGAACUCAAGGCCAGGUGACAAAAGUAGAGCCUAAAUCCUCACAAAGCCAGGCCUGAUAGGCCGAGAACAAACUUGAAUAAAAUCUGAGUGCCCAACAGACUGCAUUGUUCUACCCGUAAAUGAAGCUUGACUGGUGGGGGGGUCUUCGGCAAAUUGUCUGCGUUGUUUGCGAAUCGGUGUCUCUUCUUUUCCUUCAAGACGAUGUUUGGGAGAAGAAUUAAUAACUAAAGAGGGUUCGACAUAUCUGGAAUUGAACUUGAAUCUCCACUUUCUUUUCUGUGAAGCAGCACCGGAAAAACUGGGACUAAACUACAACUCGGCUCAAUUGCACACCUCUACGCGCCUGUACACAGCAGAGGGGAGAGGGUUUUUGGUGAAGGUAGUCCUUUGAAGCAAAUCUUAUGUGUGACUCAAUAGGGAAGGGGCAAUAUCAAACUUAUUGUGAGGCACAGAGUGUGCUUUGUAUGUAUCACACUGGUGUAGUAUCAUGUUACUUGCAUUUAUUCUUUGUUUCUCAAGCUCUCCCUCGCUCUCUCUCCGUAACAUAUGCCAUUUAAAGUCCUCGAGAGAGGCAUAAUGACAUAAAGGGAUCUGCUGUCAGUCCUCCAAAGAGCCUCCUAAGAGGCCCGACGGACACCGAGAUCACCUCCGAACCAUUAAUUCGACAGCACAAAAACAACUCUUCCUCUUGUCUUGCAAAUUCUACCGCCUAAAGGAGCGGUGGGAGAGGGAGUAAAAAGCCAGAUAAACGGAGAAAGAAAGAGACUUUAUCUGGAGGGCGAGCCUAAAAAGCUGCCGGAUGCUCAACUCGGCCAUCCGUUGUUAUUAUGACUCACACAAAAUGUGAGCACAUACAGUGUAAAAAGCCCAUGUCUCCUCAGCUUUUGAGUACCCUGACUUCUUCUUAGCAUCCUUCCCUCUAUUUCCCACACCGUCAUUCCUGUUGUUACCCUCCGGUCAGGCUCUCCAUCCAUAUAGAAGCACUUCCAUUUUCUUCCGCCGGCCGCCCUCAGACCACAAGAGAAGAUCGCAUCUUGUAUCAAAGAGACUUCAUGUCAAAGGUUUCUGGCUGUGUGAAUUUAUUCUUUGAGCUUGGGUGUUACUGCAAUAAGAUCUCCAGGCCUAAAUCGCAUUUGAAAGGCAUAGAUUUAAUGGCCUACCAGCAACCCCACACAAACACUCACUGGCACAAACAAAAACAUAAAACAACCCGACGGGACAAAGACUUGAAGCCUGUGGGUCGCGGCGUUUGCAUAUUUAAUCGUCUCCUCUCGCAGCCUUCCUAUGGCCCGCGUUCUAGGGUUACACGGCUGUAUAUUUUCAUCAAGGAUGUGUACGACCAGGUGAAAGCUGCUCACGUUGGACCCCGAAGCACAGGAGGACAAAGCGAGGACGCAGGAUGCUUAAAGCCUCGCGAGGCCGGGACCUUAAAACGUCACCACCUAUCUCAGCUGUGAUCAAUUUUUAAUGCGUUCUGCACAUAUUUAAUAUGUCAUUUAUGUUCUUUUAUUCCUCCAGCGAUCUGCGGGAUCUGGAGGGCGGAGGAACAAUGUCGGUGCGCAUUUGUGAGAAUGUGUUAGAUUAUGUGCAUGAGCCAGGAAGUGGUUCUCUCUGCUUCAUGUUGGAUUUUUUUUUUUUUUUCCCAAUCGUCAGCCAAGUUGGCAUGGCAACAAAAGGAAUUACUGUGUGUGAGAUUUAUUAAGACUAUGUGUUAUUUAUUACCGGGACUUAAAGAGCCCCAUUACUGUAUCUUCAACCUUUAUUUUUUAUGAAUCACUGGAUAAAAGCUGUAUUUCCAUCCAUAUAGUAUGUGCAAGCAAACCACUUCAGGCAGCAGAGAUGGAACAAGGCACGUGGCACAUGGUAUAAAAUAUUCAUUCUAUACAUGUUUUACAUAAUGCAAAACUACAAAGACCACUUCUGAAAAACCGCACAUUGAAACACGUGUCGUCGCUUUAAAAUGAAUCUUUCGCCGAGUCGCGCUUAAGUGCUCAGCCGCGGCCGUUCUCUUUUUGUGGUUGUCGCACUGCAGGCCACAGUAAUAAAAAACACACAAGCCGCUGCUGUUCUGACAGGAAUAGGAAGUGUAGCGGGUGAGGAAACGCAAGACAGGAGCGGAGGAUAGGAGGCUUCAUUAAGCGGCUGAGAAUAUGUGAAGUCAAAGUAUGCUUAUGCGAAACGUACCAGAGAACCUCAGCGUUGGGAGCGGGAGAUGCACUGCUUUCUGUAUUUAUUUACAGACAUUUGAGGUGUGUUCUGAUCUAUGUGAUGUAUGUACACUGUAAACACGGAGUGAAGGUUGGCUGAGUUAUUUUGCAUAUUUUGUUUACUGUUUUUAAAUCCCAUGAAAAGACUUCAUUCAUUCAUUCAUUCGUUCAAGCACAUUGGUUCCUACUGAAUCUAAAAAACUGAAGUUACUGCAGUAAACAACAGUAGUGUGACUCAAUUCGUUUAUUGUUGGCUUUGGUCUUUUUGUGGGAUUGUUUUGACAGUAAGAGGAAUACUAAAUUUCACCAGCCAUAUUUUUUAAAGUUGCUGGCAGCUGAUGUCAGUUCUUACCUUUAAAAAAGUUUAAAUUAUGUUGUCAUGUGUCAAAAAAAAAAAAAAAAUGAACCUCCCGAAUAGCUUCAGUCUCAUGAAUUUAUUGUAACAGAAAAUCAACAUGCUGUAAGACAAGAGAAAACACAGAUUAUAUAUGUCUGAGGGUAAUGCUGCGUUCACACCAUAGGCUGUAGAAAAAAAAAGGACGAUGCCUCUAAUUCUUCCCAUUGGUGAGAUCAGUUUUUAGCCAGAGAGAAAAUCGAUCACGCUUGGUUGGACUGCGCUCUGCUCUUCCUCCACCACAUACACACAAAUGUUGGAUUAUAUAUUACACUUUUUUUCAAAGCAACCAUUAUGGAUUCAGACCUUGUAAAUACUUGCCGACCUUCUCCCCUACAGACUUAACGCUGGAGGGUUGGUUUAGAUGGCGAGCUAAUUGCAUUAAUUCACUACAAAUCAAAAGAUUAACUUACUGAAAAAAAAAAACACCAUCACUACUCAUUUUGUCAGUUUCAAAUAGACAGUUGAUUAUUGUAGCAAUCCUACCCACUCUCACGGUCCCAUGGUCUCAUCAUGAUGUCACAUCCUGUUUUUACGGCGCCAAAUAACUAAGCAAAACAAAACUUCAACUGAAUGUUGAAUAUACAUCAGAAUUAUAGUGACUAUCUACAGUAAAUGAUGAGCUGCGAUCCAUUUCCAGUGAAAGCCAGCUAUAGAAAAUGCUACAGUUGAGCUGGCUUCAACAUUUUAAAUACCCUGAGGGAGUGACGCAUUAACCAGUCAUACUGUACGCAUUAGUUUCAACUGCUAACACACCAAUAGUGACUUGUUGACAGUGUAACUCGGCAUUUUCCUAACUUUCCUCACUUGUAGUGUGAAUGCAGCAUUUUGAAGAAAUUAUAGAGGUAUGCACGGACGUCACCAUCAUCCGGGGGUCAGUUUUGAUAAAGCUAGCUAAAUUAAAGACGCUAACGCUAAGAGCUUUACUGAGAAAUAACGUUAGCCAUACAACACUGUAGCGUCCGACCAGACGUUAAAAGGACGACGAGGAGUGAAAGCAAAUACUAAUAAUAAGCUUAUUGUUUUAUUGUUAUUUAUUAUUGGAACUGAAAUAGGUACUGUCGGCUGUAACUACACCAAAACAGCAACAUCCACAAACUUAUAUGACUGCCCUCCAGGACGUAACGGAGGAAGUAACUUCAUCAAAACACUACAGCAUAAAUUAAUAUUACCUGACACUAAAUGUGAACCACAACAUCAGGUUUCUGUGUCUGGAUUCCAGGUGUUUCUUCUAAUGCAGUGAUACAUUUACUUCUCUUUUCUUUGGGAAAAUAUAUCAACUGCUUUUCAUAUCUUUUGGUACAGUCAAUCACACGACAGCUCUUCCCCAUUUUUUAUUUAAAAUAAUUUUACAAGUUAGACACUAUUAAAGCCUGUGAUGAUUCAAACUAAUGCUGCUAAUCUCCGUGCUCAACCGUCACUGCCACUCAGUGGCCGUAACCACGGAGACUUGGCUCGCUGUGACGUCACGUACAUACCCUCUACAGUGACCCUAAAAGUUCAAAAUCAUACAAAUGAUAUGGUAUUAAAGUGAUAUUCAUGUGGGUUGACACAGACAUAACGUAAGCUUGUCUUAGUACACUGUCAUUUUUAUUUAAUUCCUGGUUUCUUUUAUUUAAACCACGCAGUGUUUUUCAACACAAAGCCUUUGUCUGUCCAGCAAGACGAACGGGAUGAAGGCAGUUGCGUAACUGGCUGCUGCGUGGGUCUGAGCGAUAAAAAACAAACCUCUUUGGAGAAGGGACAUUUUGAAAUGAAUAAGUGUUAUAAAUGAAGUAAAAAUAACUGCUGACAACAACAGUUUCUUGGUUAUAUUGCUGGUUUUUCACAACACGUUGCUUUAACUUUGAAUAUUUCGCGUCCCUGGUGCCGUCAAUGCUUCAAUAAACUCUACAGUUGUGUUACCAUGGUCAGUGAAAUCUGUCAGCUUUCGCUUGCAGACAAAUACAAGGUAUCUGCAAAUACUUUUCCCCCUCUUGUCUGACUGGGAUUCAGACAGAAAAUGUGUCUGUUUCUUUGCGACUGUUCGUUUCUCAUCAUUUCUCCCCAGCUGUGAGUCGCUGUAAGUGCUCUUUUGACUGUGCGAGUCGCUUGCCCGGCCGCUCUGCUUCCAGUGCGAGUGUUUCGGUAAUGGUCAUGCUGUCGUGUCUAAAGUGUCUGGGUUUCUUCUUUAAAAAUGCCAGAGGGGCUGUGAAAACGGCGGGCUAAAAUCUCAUCAUCUUCACAUUAGCGCGCCCCGGUUAGAGUGCUCUGUUCUCUUGUUAGAGCGACACACAAUGCUGUUGAUCUUUUUUAUUUUUUUUUUCCAUGGAACUCUUGUAUGUCAAAGCAAUUUUUGUCUCUCUGCCGAGCCUUUAUGUCAUCAGAUAAAAUGGCUUAUGAUCCUCUGGCGUCCUCCAUUGUCUCUUUGAUCUGCUCGACAUUUAUUUUUUGGGGAUUUAUCUGUGAACUUAGGAGAAUGAGAGUUUCUUUUUGUGAUUGUGUGGAAGGGUUUAGGUGGGUGAUGAAGCUCUGGUUAAAGGGCUGCCGACAAUCAGAGCUAGGGGCCCAAAGCUUUGUAACGAUGGGUGGAGAACGUGGUGAAUAAAGUUUGAAUGAUUUCAAUUCA